AUGACUGAUAGCGGCGGCUACAUCAAGGUCCCCAAUGAUGAGGAAGAGGAACGCAUGCGAAAGGCAGCAGAAGAAUCCCAGCGAAAGCGUGAAGAAGCAAGAAAGAGGCGAGAGAUGGAAGAGGGGAUGAAAAAGGCAGGAGAGAGUUCUCAGCAGCGUAGGAGGCGCGGAGUACGGGGGUAUCCCGAGGUUUACAACGUCGAAGACAAAGCUGGUGUUAUGGCGAUGGUUUGUAGUUUGAUCUGCCAGCUGCUGCAAUUCCAACCGAGCGAUGACAAAGUGUACCUACAGCCGGAGAUGCUCGACCGACUCACGCAGCCAGGAGAGCGCUGGACAACUGGUUUAUUGCUGCUUAAGUAUCUGUUGGAGAAUACACCCUGCGGUACUGCAUCGUUCCCGGGAUCAACCUUCUUGAAGGAACGGGACUGUCAGAAGUUUAAUGACUUGCUCUUUGCACAUGUCAGGAAUAUUGAUUGGCCAUUCUGGAUUCUUUUUACCACUUCUGGAUUCGAGGGCACUUGA
Messenger RNA from Penicillium mononematosum, 522 nucleotides. RefSeq lists its product as uncharacterized. The record is from RefSeq and is a predicted model, not a curated record. The transcript is spliced from 2 exons. Lineage: Eukaryota; Fungi; Ascomycota; Eurotiomycetes; Eurotiales; Aspergillaceae. Bases 1 to 522 code for a protein of 173 amino acids.